This is a messenger RNA of Aricia agestis (brown argus), 2000 nucleotides long. RefSeq names its product RING finger protein 121. The transcript has 8 exons. Lineage: Eukaryota; Metazoa; Arthropoda; Insecta; Lepidoptera; Lycaenidae. Bases 103 to 1053 code for a protein of 316 amino acids. Gene Ontology annotation, cellular component: Golgi membrane; endoplasmic reticulum membrane. Gene Ontology annotation, molecular function: ubiquitin protein ligase activity; metal ion binding. The record is from RefSeq and is a predicted model, not a curated record.
AAUUCUAAUUUUAUUAAUUUUAUAUUAUAGAAUAGUAUGUUUAAAUUUUAGUAUAAAUACAUUUCAAUCAACGAUUGUACUGCUUGUUCCAAAUAAAGCAAAAUGGAUCUCCACCGGCCGGUUGAAGGAAACAAGACCUAUGAGGAGAUGUCACCUGAGGAAAAACUCAGGUAUGAUCAUCAGAAGAUGCAUGAGCUCCACCGUGGGCACGAGUCCAUGCACACCACCAUGGUGCUGAUCCUCAUUGGCACUCUGAUGAUAGCUCAAAUUAUAGUCGUAGAGUGGAAAAAGCGUCAUUACCGUUCCUAUGCUCUAUUUACAAUGAUAGCUAUGUGGUCCAUACCAGUGGCCAUGAGUUUGAAGAACCACUGGUGGCGGUUUAUCACCGUGUGGACCAUCUUCACCCUCCUCACCGGUCUAGUCAUUAGGAAGUGUACGCAGAAACCCAUGUCGGUGACCACACCUAGAUUAGUAUACAAAUGGUUCUACCUCAUAUACAAGGCGAGCUGUGUGAUUGGUGUGUUUGGGUACAUUGUUAUGAUGCUGACCUUCAUCGGCAUCAACACACUGUUCAAUCACAAGCCGCAGCUGUGGAUGGAUGUUGGCCUGCUGUCGCUGUUCUAUGGCCUGUACUUUGGAGUACUGGGCCGAGAUGUGGCAGAGUAUUGUUCUGAUAAGAUGGCCUCUUCCAUAGGGUACUAUACGCAGGAGGGCAUGCCGACGCGGCAGCUGGAGAGCGACGUGUGCGCGGUCUGCGGUAAUCGCCUGCUUGUUCCCAUCGACCAGGAGGGCGUUAUAGAAAAUACGUAUAAACUGACGUGCGGCCACGUGUUCCACGAGUUCUGCAUCAGGGGCUGGUGCAUCGUGGGCAAGAAGCAGACCUGCCCCUACUGCAAAGAGAAGGUGGACCUCAAACGCAUGUUCACCAACCCUUGGGACGGGCCCCACAUCCUAUAUGGGCAGCUGCUGGACUGGAUCCGCUGGCUGGUGGCCUGGCAGCCGCUCAUCCUCUUCUUCGCUCAGGGCAUCAACUGGCUGUUUGGUCUCGAGUGAUCCUCACUGUAUGACUUCACCAAAUAUACUAGUGUAAGUUCUUUCUCCGUUGUUCUCUGAUGUCCGGGUGACUACAUUUCGGCAAAUAGCACUAACAUGGAUAUUAUGUAUCUUUUGGCAAAGAAAUAUAAAUUGUAUUGUAUUUAAUUUAUUUAAUUUGUAUAUAAUAUAAAAUAAAUUGUAUUGCAAGUUUUGUUUGCUGUUGUUUACAUUUCUGUGAAAUAAUAGAGUGUAUCUAUGUUAGUGUCUUUCACUGCAGUUUACACUUGGUGUAGGUUUUUUAAAUAGAAGUUAUGUGGAUUUAAAGUCAACUUUGGUUUAGCGCUAAACCAAGCAUUCCUUAUUUACCUAGUCACUUGACUUGUAAUUUGUAUGAAAUUUAAAAUAUGAGCAUAAUUUUUUUAACUCUUUAAACCUUAUUUUUUUACCUUGCCACAAAUCUGGAUUAUGCAUAUUAUUUACACCAUUAUUGUGUUUACUAUUGUAUUAUGUUUUUAUGGAAUAAUGUAUGCAUUGUCAUUUAUCGUUACUGUAUUCUUAACACAUGUACUGUGAAUAAUAGACUAAAGUACAAAUGGCUGUAUGCAAUCAGUGACUUGCAUUUUGAUAUUCAUCGCUGGAGACACGAUAUGUGCCUUGUAUUCCGUAUUUUUUCUGACUUGAUUGAAUUUUUCUAUAACUUGCUUCUCUCUUUUCAUGCACACGAAAAUAUUGGUAUCUUGUUUCUACAAUCCACGCACACCUUAUGUGAGCUAGAUAUUAAUAUUUUCGUGUGUGAUGAGGAUAAACAGGAUAGAUAUUAUAUAGGCCGAAUUUCUGUUUAUCUGGCGAUCAGACUAUCAGAAAUUCGACGAAUAUUUCAAGUCACAAGUUUAGUCUUUUUAGCGAUGUUAGUUACGGCCGAAAAGGAAGAUCUUCCGACCGAGCGAGAUAGCAUGCUCGGUCAG